UCAUCGUUAGUUAAAAAAAAAAGGAACGAGGAAAAGGCGACUCCGUGCACUGACCGCGAUGAGUUAUGCGAAUUAAAUCUGCCUAGAUUUGUGAUCUCGCAAGGUGCAGUGAAAUUAAUUUUCAGGCGGCCGAAAAAUACGUGAACAUUCGCAUUGCUUCAAACAUCAACAAUGUAUAAACGUUUGUACCUGAUCGUCGCGUGUAUCUUGGUAAUUUUCGCCCGUGAAAAUGCCUCGAAAAAAUUGCCAUCCGUGGUUGUGGAGUGUUACAAUGAUACCUAUAUCUUGAACAAAGACAACAGGCUACCUCAUACCAUGCAGACUUUGAUCGCCCUUCUUCGGAAAAUUGAGGACAUCGAGGGGUUAAAUAUGGAUUCUCGCACUUUAUCUUCAGUCAUCCUGCACAGAUUCCGUCGAGACGGUAUCGUGUUUAAUCCCUCAAUUCGCGACCAGCAAGGUGUUACUCCAUACGCCACGAGUUCUGAACAAUCGGCUAAGCAAGAAGCAACUUUACGUCUUAUCCCCAGUAAUGCGAGAACGUUUCCUAAUGAGAGCCUCACGAUUAUCGAACGGUGCUCCCUUCACGCCAUGUUAUCGAGUAGUAUCGAAUUAUUCGAGCGGGGCGACGAAGGAACCACAUGUAAACUGACAAACGAGCUUUACAGACAGUGGAAAAGAAGCGUCGACGAUGACGACAGUGGCAUCCGAAAAAGUAUACCCGAAGACGUGGAGACGUUAACGCCCGAGCAGUUGGAUUUAAUUAACAGCAGCGAAGGCAAGCCUGCGACGAUCACGGUGGAUCCAAAUUCAGUGUAUCCGGAUUUACCACCGAAUCAUCCGGACACUGCUCGGUUUUCCAUUGAACACCCUCGUAGUAGAUGUCCCGUAGAGAAUGGAGUUAUAAAGACACGCUGGGGUGCGGUAUCAGCUGGGGCUGUCCUAGCUGGCCUCGCAGCAGGUUUGCAGCCGCAAACAGUUUCGGUCCGUGAUGUUCUACGAGGUCGAGCCAUGGAUAGUGGAUUAUCCGAAGAUGUGUCAGUAAACAAUGUAUGGCUGGCGACGUUAGCUGGCGACUUGGCAGAGAUGGCGAUAUUGCAGGGGCCCCACAUGCGGAAUGAAGAAAUGGAUAUUGGAGUAAACGGCAAUUGGAAUUCCUCAACGUUACCUCGGUGGUACUUCCUCGGCUCGAGCGAAAACCUCGAAUUCACCGCUGCUGAAAUCAGAGGAGACUUGGAUGGAUUGAUCAUUGCCGAGGGCUUUGAGGACUGGGACUCAAAAGUAUCGAGUUUACGACUUUCGCAAGUAUUCGACAUGUAUUACGGACCUCGAGGAGUAUUCAGCCCGACGAUACGAGCCUGUAAUCGAAAAGCCUUAUUCCCCACGGCUGCUCCAGAGCCAGCUUUGUUUGGACAGGCUUUCAGUGCUUCUUUGAUAUUGAAUCGUGAACUAGCGGAAGCAGGCAUCGAAUCAUCUACCAUGCAAAAGUUCUCCAUGAUCGCCGUGCAGACGUUAUUGAACCAUGUUGAGACGUCGAUGAACGGUGACCCAGCCUGUCCGGAUUUAAACAACCCGAAGGAUCAAAGUCGUCCUGCGGUGGAUCUGACGGUCGUUCUGGACAUCGAUUGGCCUUUCACGUCCAUACAGCCUGUUUUAGCAACGCUCUUCGACCUCAUCGACGUCGACAAGUAUGGCAGCAAUUUUACGUUGAUUAACGCGCAGGACGGAGGUGUCGUUAUUCCGAGCACCAACACAAUUCUGGACUUCCAUGGCUUUAAUAUCACUCGUUAUCAAAAUUCGUCCGGAGGCUUCAAUUUGCCAAAAGUGUUGGAAAAUGUUCGCCUUUCGCGCGUUGACAAGAUGAACGAGGAGCAGCGAUUAGGCAUCGGUGGAAGUAAUUCGGACGUGGUCCUAAUAAUUCCUUAUCAGUCCUCUGCUAUUUCCGAUCUUGACAAGGAGUACUGCAUGGAACUCCUGAAAACUAUUUACGAGGAAGCACCAGACCUUACGAUCCUGUUUUUGACUUAUGGGCCGAAGGACAAGUGGUCGGAGUUGGUUCGAGAUCCAAUGAAGGAUAUCUUCAACGUUCAGAUUGGCAACACGCCAGAAUCAUUCUCGUAUUUGGAUAACGUUGUGUCCAGGAUAAAGCAAGUUCCUAAGAGGCUCAUCAAUUCUCAAUGCGGAGCUACCAACGACAAGAAGGGAAGUUCGAGGCAAUUCGUAGAUUACGUGGAACCUUCUACUGUCAAUUAUUACAGACUUCAUCCAAACUAUUUCUUCGCUCCAGGUGCCGAGGACAUACCUAGAAUAAAGGUUCAAGGAGCUGGUUGGGGCACGCUGAAAGUCUGCGUGUCGCGAGAUGCUCCCAUGGAUACAACAGAAAUCUGGACCAAUGGUACUUGCACAUCAGUAACUGGUAAUACACACACAAUUGAAUUGCCCUGCAACGACGCAAGUUUAAUCCACGAGUGUAGUCCUGUUUAUUUGUCGAUAACGACUACAAAUUCUACUAGCCAAUCGUACCAUUGUAUAGAUAAGAAAGUCUGCAGAUUCCCACACAUGAUUAAAUUCACAAUUUCCUACGAAAAUCUAGUCUGCGUCAGCAGCGCAGGCAUUGCUGGCCUCACCGUACCAUUAAUUUUAAUUCUUUCCAUCAUACUUAUAAGUUAUUAAAUAAUAAUGGUUUGUUGUAGGAGUGGUGAGUGGGCACUUGCAGAGUACUGUAAGUUGAAACUUAACAACAGGAACUUUUGCUUUUUUGGCCACUGUAAGUUGUCAAUUGCAAUGUUCUGGACCUAUGCUAAUAACGAGUAGUAAUUCAUAAACUGUAAUUUUUUGGACCGUAUAAUAGAAUAUAAUUUUUAUAUUGUGUAAAGAAAAUUACAUGG
Messenger RNA from Orussus abietinus, 2885 nucleotides. RefSeq lists its product as uncharacterized. Bases 172 to 2670 code for a protein of 832 amino acids. The transcript is spliced from 15 exons. Lineage: Eukaryota; Metazoa; Arthropoda; Insecta; Hymenoptera; Orussidae. The record is from RefSeq and is a predicted model, not a curated record.